Molecule: messenger RNA, 1995 nt
Organism: Boeremia exigua
Lineage: Eukaryota; Fungi; Ascomycota; Dothideomycetes; Pleosporales; Didymellaceae
Exons: 5
Source: RefSeq, a predicted model, not a curated record
CAAGAGCCUGGCGCUUCGGCACUCAACUUCAUCUAUUCCUGUUCGAUCUGCGGCGUUACUUUUGCUGAUAGAUAUGAGGGCCACAACGAAACCGUCCAGGGCCUCUCGGACGGCAUCAACCCCAAGGACCGCCUGGUGACUAAGCUUUUCCUUAGUGACUGUUGUCAUGUCUUUUGUGGCGAGCACCUCGAAGGCGGCGGACCUCCAUUCCACCCCGCUGGCCAGACGCCUAGAGCACCAUGUCCAUACUGCGUCAAGAAGAAGGGCGAUUCUACUCCUCGCGAUCUAUACUCUGUUCGCGGUUUUGGCAAGGACGAGUACGAUCCAAAGAUCUCGCCCAUUUGGUUCAUGACACCGCCCAUGAGCCUCAGAAAUGAGACCAAUGAGAUGGAAGUACUUCGAUUCCAAUAUCUAGCACUUGCUCGCUACUGCCGGAUGUCUUACCUGACGACGAAGCCACUCGCAGACGCUCUGAAGCAGACCAGGCAAGAACUUGUCACGAUGCAGCAACGCGCCGCCGACGAUCACUCGAAAGUAGUCUCUUUGCAACACGCUAACGAGUCACUGCGAGCUGCAGCACAUCAGGCAAACGAAGUGGAAGCGCUAAGGGCCGAAGUACACAGGCUUCGACACCUCGAGCUAGCAAAACAUCAACUUGAUGCGGAUGUCGAGACAGUUCGCCUUCUCAAAGCCGACGUACGUGACCUGGACAUUCUACGUAAGAACAAGGCAGCCAUACUGCAGUACAUGAAACUGCUCCCCAAAGUCAUUGAACAGAAUACCAGAAUGAAAGAGCGACUUUCUUCGCUGGGGUUUGCAAUUCCUGUCGAGCCUGUUCCGAAUUACACGCAACUGAAGUCUGAUGAUUUCGACGAGAUCGGGAGCAUAGCUGAUGCUUAUGCUGAAGACGAUAGACAAUUCCAGAAGUCGUCAUCGACUCAUACCGCUGGACGCUCAGCACACACCUCUGGCCACCCAUUUUCUUCGAGCGAUCGUCCAUCGAAGCGUCAGCGGGUCGAUUCUCCUCUACCUAACAUGCAGGUCCACGCCCGCAGUAGUCGUGAGAGAAUGCCGCCGCCCGCAUUGAAACCUCGCUCCAGCAUGAAUUCGGUUCGCCGCUUCCUACCCUCGAUACGUAAGAAGUUCUCAAGCAGUCGUUCACUGUCAAAAGAACCGCGAAGUCACGAUGCAGAUCUGCAGAUGUAUGACAAUGGAGAGUGGCGAGACGCAGCGGAAUCGCGCACAGGAGAUGGUCGAUCAUCACCACGCUUUGAUCUACGAAGCGAGACACCAUACAUGUCCGGAGCUUUACCAGCUGAGAAUAAUACCCAGCGGUCUCAGCUACUAGCGAACGUAGGAGCAGACCCAGAGGCCACGAGAUUCUCCUUCCGCGCACCAUCGCCUGUCAAGAAGAGUGACGGAAGAGGCGGGAAUCAACCUGUUCAACUACCUUCAGUACCAUCAUACCUUCGUCUUAUGGAUGGCUUAGUGAACGACAACGACAUGGAGUUGGGGUUGAGUGAUCCACGUGAGGCCGCGUCAAGCAGUUACACAGCUAACACAAAUACCCGACCGGCUAUCAGUACCCCUCACAACCAGCGUCAGAACCCGGAACCAAGCAGCCAGCCACGCUGGAGGCUGGGCCAUGCCUUCCUCCAUCAAUCGUCCGAUGGACCGUCUAAUGACCAGCAACAUUCUUCACCACUCGCAAAGACAAGGGGCUUCUUCAACCGCGCAAACUACGACUCUAACACCAGGACUGCGACCCCAAGUCUUCACCAGCCCCAACAACCUGCCCCCCAGGCUCAAAACGUAUUCACAUCGUUUCGCCGCCUCUCGGUCACUGAGACACCCAUCCUCACGGACCGUGACCGAAUGGCAUAAACCCAGCUUGAAUGGGCUGUCUUUUAUCGACACACCUCUUGAUUCGCGUAAUGAGCCCAUACUGCAGAAACGACACCAACAACAGCUCCGGCAGGAAUCUACAAGAAACCA